UUCUGUGGAGUCAGAUGCGACUCCUUUCCAGGCCCCAUCAGGUAUCAUGGACGAGCCAGAUGCCGUAGCCAGUUUGCCCACUCCCAGUGACAUCUUGGUCUCCUACUCAACUUUUCCAGGUUUUGUCUCCUGGAGGGAGGUGUCGAGUGGCUCAUGGUAUGUGGAAACCCUGGACAGCGUGCUGGAGCAAUACGCCCCUUCGGAAGACCUGCUGAACAUGUUACUGCGGGUGGCCAAUGCUGUCUCUGCCAAGGGGAAGUACAAGCAGAUCCCAGGCUGCUUCAACUUCCUCCGUAAAAAACUCUUCUUCAAGUGCAAAUGAUGCUCCGAGGAUGCUGCCAAGCUCCAGAGCUGCUUCCCCGCAGCCAGAGGAAACCUGCUCCCUCCAGGACCCUGCAGCCAUGCUCCUGGUGCCAUCUCUGUCUGUCGAGAUGUUUGUCUUGAGGAAUGUCACCCGUGAGUGCUGUGAAAGAGGGAGGAGAUGGAGGCUGCGCCGUGCCGAUGGGGAAUGGUACGGAUGGAGCAGGAAGCCCCUUUGCCAGGGCACGCGCUGGCCCAGCGCCUCUGUGCUCGCAGAGGAGAGCACCUCCAGCUCGCUGCGAUGCGCCUGUGCUCAGCCUCAGGGUAUUUUGUUUGGUGACUGCCACACUUGCGGCCUUCUCUGCCUGGAAAACCAACUGAUGGGAUCAAAGCCUGGCACUUCAGUGGCAUGGAAUGAGUUUUGUAAUUGAGAUUUCCAGUAAAACACAAUGGAAAAGGCAAGAAAAUC
Molecule: messenger RNA, 769 nt
Organism: Neopsephotus bourkii (Bourke's parrot)
Lineage: Eukaryota; Metazoa; Chordata; Aves; Psittaciformes; Psittacidae
Gene: CASP9
Product: caspase 9
Exons: 3
Coding region: 47-322 (91 amino acids)
Biological process (GO): proteolysis
Molecular function (GO): cysteine-type endopeptidase activity
Source: RefSeq, a predicted model, not a curated record